UCAUCAAACUCAAAGAUGGCUGACUGAAUUUGUAAAUACUAAAUAUAAUUGUAUUGAAAUUGAUAAAUCUACUUUGGAGUUUGGAAGUAUGCCUCAAACUGCGACUGACGGAGAUAUUAGUGAAGUUGUUGAUUCCUUUACUUCUUUUUUAAAACAAGGAAAACUCCGAAAUUCAUAUGAUGUUACUUAUCAAACAGCUCAAGUUUUGAGAAAGAUUGUUGCCCACAAGAAAUGGAGCACAGCUGGGGAAUUGAUGGAAGCUGUAAAAUUGGUUGGACAGCAAAUGAUCAGUUCACAACCAAUAGAGGCAACUGUUGGAAACAUUGUUAGAAGAGUUCUGAAAAUCAUACGCGAAGAACAUACAGGAGACAGUGGAAGUCAAUCUGAAGACGGCAAUACGGAGGAAUCGCUUCAUAAACUGUUAUUAGCUCAAAAAGGAUCUGAAGAUUUUAGCAGACCGAGUCAUAACUUGAGGUUCACGGUUAUUGAUUCUGUGAAUGAAUUGAUCACAGAAAUUGAAUCCAGUGCUUAUAACAUCAGCAGCCAAGCUCUUGAACAUAUUCAUUCAAACGAGAUAAUAAUGACCGUUGGAAAGUCAAAUACAGUUCAAGGAUUUUUAAAGAAUGCUGGACGUAAAAGAAAAUUUAGUGUUAUUGUAGCAGAAGGAGCUCCAUUUUUCAAGGGUCACGAGUUGGCAAAAAACUUGGCCGAAGUUGGAAUUGAAACAACAGUCAUCAAUGACUCUGCUGUUUUUGCCAUUAUGUCCAGAGUGAACAAAGUCAUUAUUGGUGCUCAUGCUGUCAUGGCGGAUGGAGGAUUACGUGCUGUCAAUGGUACUUUGCCGGUUGCCUUAGCUGCAAAACAUCAUUCAGUACCGCUUCUCGUGUGUGCAGCAAUGUACAAGUUGACGCCACAGUAUGUUGUCUCCUAUGAUCAGGACAGUCAAAACAAGUUGCUAUCUCCGCACAACAUUAUCAGUUUCUCUGAAGGUGAAAUCAUUGCCAAAGUCCAUGUGGAAAAUCCUGUGUUCGACUAUGUUCCUCCUGACCUAGUAAACCUCUUCAUUUCUAACAUAGGCGGAAAUGCGCCAUCGUAUGUGUAUCGAUUAUUGACUGACGUUUACCAUCCAAAUGAUACUGAUCUCUAACUUCAAUGACUCCAACACGAAGAUCAAGGUAUUUUGUUAAAAGUAACUGCAGUUUCCGAGACUUUGCUGGUUGUUUCUCACGCUGUACAUGCGAAGCUGUCAAACGUGAACAUGUACAAGGAACUACGGACGAAGAUACUGAUCACACGGAGUAAAAUUAAUUUUGUUAUGACAUUGAGCUAAAAUGAGGGACUUUACCUUAAAGUAUAGUUUUCAAAUUAUAUAAUACAAUAUAUAUUCCGUUCAGUCA
This is a messenger RNA of Xenia sp. Carnegie-2017, 1397 nucleotides long. Its product is annotated as translation initiation factor eIF-2B subunit beta-like. The transcript is spliced from 17 exons. Lineage: Eukaryota; Metazoa; Cnidaria; Anthozoa; Malacalcyonacea; Xeniidae. Gene Ontology annotation, molecular function: guanyl-nucleotide exchange factor activity; translation initiation factor activity. The record is from RefSeq and is a predicted model, not a curated record. Gene Ontology annotation, biological process: translational initiation. Gene Ontology annotation, cellular component: eukaryotic translation initiation factor 2B complex. Bases 89 to 1147 code for a protein of 352 amino acids.